AUGGUAGAGGCAUUGGAGGUUAGUUAUAGUGGGAGUAGUAGUGGAGGUUGUAGUUAUAGUAGCUACGGGUCUCCAACAUCGCACCCUGGGCUAAGCCAUGCUCCAACCUCUCGCCGACCACUCACAAGGGCUUACAGCUCCGGCCAUAAUGAGAGAAGAGGCGAAGAGAGGACAUGGUCCAGUGAAAGCAGUAUGAUAAUUGAAGGAAUGAGAAGAGCUUCUCCAUAUACUCCCCAAGAGAAGAGACACAGAAUUGAAAGAUACAAAAUCAAGAGAAACCAAAGGAAUUUUAAUAAGAAGAUUAAGUAUGAAUGUAGGAAGACACUGGCAGAUAGUAGAAAGCGCAUACGAGGGAGAUUUGCGAGAAAUGAAGAAGCUGAGAAUAGUAACUCGACUAGCUCGCCAGUCGAGACAUGGAGCUGCUAUGACAAUGCCAUGCCCGAGGACGAUGCCUCUUGGACAACCUUUCUUGAUUCUUACUCUCUAAACUUCGUUCCUUGA
Cucurbita pepo subsp. pepo (vegetable marrow) is the source of this 501-nucleotide messenger RNA. RefSeq lists its product as uncharacterized. The record is from RefSeq and is a predicted model, not a curated record. NCBI's taxonomy places the organism in Eukaryota, Viridiplantae, Streptophyta, Magnoliopsida, Cucurbitales, Cucurbitaceae. Gene Ontology annotation, cellular component: nucleus. Gene Ontology annotation, molecular function: DNA-binding transcription factor activity; protein binding. Gene Ontology annotation, biological process: regulation of flower development.